UUCAGAGAGAAACGCGCGGCCAUGGCGCUGCGCGGGGUGUCGGUGGUGGAGCUGGCGGGCCUGGCGCCCGGCCCGUUCUGCGGGAUGGUCCUGGCGGACUUCGGGGCGCAGGUGGUGCGCGUGGACCGGCCGGGCGCCGCGGGCGACGUGAGCCGCCUGUCGCGGGGCAAGCGCUCGCUGGCCGUGGACCUGAAGCGGCCGCGCGGGGCGGCCCUGGUGCGGCGCCUGUGCGCCCGCGCCGACGUGCUGCUGGAGCCCUUCCGCCACGGUGUCAUGGAAAAACUCCAGCUGGGCCCCGAGACCCUGCAGAAGGAGAACCCCAGGCUCAUCUACGCCAGGCUGAGCGGGUUCGGCCAGUCGGGAAGAUUCGCCACGGUAGCAGGCCACGACAUCAACUACUUGGCUCUGUCAGGUGUCCUGUCCAGGCUGGGCAGAAGCGGUGAGAACCCGUCUGCUCCCCUGAACCUCCUGGCCGACUUCGGCGGCGGCGGCCUCAUGUGCGCGCUGGGCAUCGUGAUGGCUCUCUUCGAGCGCACGCGCUCCGGCAAGGGCCAGCUCAUCGACGUCAGCAUGGUGGAAGGCGCGGCGUACCUAAGUUCCUUUCUGUGGAAAACUCAAAACCUGGGCCUGUGGGACCAGCCUCGAGGGAGGAACCUGUUAGACGGUGGCGCGCCUUUCUACACCACGUACAGGACGGCCGACGGGGCGUUCAUGGCUGUCGGCGCGUUAGAACCCCAGUUCUAUAAGCUGCUGGUCAAAGGUCUUGGGCUAGAAUCCGAGAACCUGCCCCACCAGAUGAGCAUGGCUGAGUGGCCGGAGAUGAAGAAGAAGUUCGCAGCUGCGUUUGCCAGGAAGACAAAGGCAGAGUGGUGCCGGAUCUUCGAUCGCACGGAUGCGUGCGUGACUCCGGUGCUGACUUUCGAAGAGGUUGCCCAUCACCCUCAUAACAAGGAGCGGGGCUCCUUUAUCACCGACGGGGAGCAGGGCGUGAGUCCCCGCCCCGCGCCUCUGCUGUCAGACACCCCCGCGCUCCCCUCUUUGGAAAGGGACCCGCUGAUAGGAGAGCACACUGAGGAGGUCCUGAGAGAGUUUGGGUUCAGCCAGGAGGAGGUCGACCAGCUGUACUCAGACAAAGUUAUUGUAGGAAAUAAGCUGAGAGCGAAUCUCUGAUGCCCCUCCGCGCAGUGAGUCUGAAUAUCGCAUGUACAGAACGGUACACAGAUGUGUGCAUGGGAACGUGAGGGGCAGGAGGGCAGCAUUCCAGCUAUUCUGAUCAAGAAGCAGUAAUGAUCCCUUCUGAAAAUGGUUAACAUCAAGUGGCUUUUGAUUGAGGAAUGUUUUUAAUUUAUACUAAAUUGUGGCAACUUUCUGUCUUGAUAAAUUAUAUUUGUUGAUAUUAAAACACAAAUAUUCAUAAUAGACUUUAAAUGAAUUAAUAUAAUUUUUUAUUAAAUAAAGCUUUUUUGCCCU
Messenger RNA from Pipistrellus kuhlii (Kuhl's pipistrelle), 1470 nucleotides. RefSeq names its product alpha-methylacyl-CoA racemase (gene AMACR). Bases 22 to 1170 code for a protein of 382 amino acids. The record is from RefSeq and is a predicted model, not a curated record. Lineage: Eukaryota; Metazoa; Chordata; Mammalia; Chiroptera; Vespertilionidae. The transcript has 7 exons. Gene Ontology annotation, molecular function: alpha-methylacyl-CoA racemase activity. Gene Ontology annotation, cellular component: mitochondrion. Gene Ontology annotation, biological process: bile acid metabolic process.